This is a messenger RNA of Ramularia collo-cygni, 255 nucleotides long. RefSeq names its product probable cytochrome b5. Gene Ontology annotation, cellular component: membrane; intracellular membrane-bounded organelle. The transcript is spliced from 2 exons. The coding region runs from base 1 to 255 and encodes 84 amino acids. NCBI's taxonomy places the organism in Eukaryota, Fungi, Ascomycota, Dothideomycetes, Mycosphaerellales, Mycosphaerellaceae. The record is from RefSeq and is a predicted model, not a curated record. Gene Ontology annotation, molecular function: heme binding.
AUGUCCAAGCAAAUUACCGCCAACGAGGUCAAGGAACACGGGACAGUGGAAAAGGGCCUAUACAUCAUCAUCGACGACGGUGUUUACCAGAUGGACAGCUUUGUGGAUGAGCACCCAGGUGGCGCCAAAAUCCUGAAGAGAGUGGGAGGAAAGGAUGCCAGCAAGCAGUUCUGGAAGUACCACAACGAGGGCGUGCUUAAGAAGUAUGCGCCUAAGCUCAAGAUUGGCACUUUGAAGGAGGGAGCGAAGCUAUGA